Molecule: messenger RNA, 2871 nt
Organism: Pelagomonas calceolata
Lineage: Eukaryota; Pelagophyceae; Pelagomonadales; Pelagomonadaceae
Source: the annotation of a GenBank genome assembly
AAGCAACUUUAGGAUCGCAUAGCAGCUUUUGAGGUGAUCCUCGAUCUAAUCUCCUGUUUGCGCAGCCAAGACGGACCCCCGCGGCAGACCAUUGCUGUAAACUGACUCCCAGUGAUCCUCUGCAACGCUCCACGCUCGAAGAUGCGGGCCGCAGGCGUGCUGGCCUUCGCUGUGGCGGCGCGUGCUUGGGCUCCGGCUAGGCCUGCGCCGCGGCCGCGCGCCGUCAGCCUGAAUGUAGCAACGGAAGACCCUGCCACCGUCGCCGACGAGGCACAGGUCACGAAGAGAAGCAGCCUUCGGGCCGCGCCGGCGCGUCCCGGCGCCGGAAACCACCAUACCGUACCUUCGUCGAAGCGCACGGCCCGCGCGCCCGCCGUAGACGUCGGGCCCGCGCCCGCGCCGCCGCCGCGGCGCCGGCGCGCGGCGCGGGGAGGCUCCGCGACCACGCCAUCGACGCGAGCGAGACUACUGCUCGAUCACGCCAUCGCCGCGACGCCCCGAACCACGCAGGUCCUCACGGACGCGCGCGACAUGGUCCAGGUCUUCGAGGACUUCGAGGCGGACGAGGCGUCUGUGGUGCAGGACGACGGCGAGGCAAGCCAAUCACCUCUGGGCUACGCGACGGACGCCGUGACGGGCGCCUUGUUCGAUUUGCUGCACUUCGGCGACGCGUCGGGCAUCGAGGACUCGUCCAAGAACCUUAGAGUGUUGUGGGCCCGCGCUUUGCUCGAUGAUGCGGGUGAGCUCGAGGACAAGGUCGCCCACAAUCUGUUACCGAAGUUGACGAGAGACGUCGCCAAGUGGGACGCCCUCAAACCGGCGGCGCGCUUCGCCGAAUUCGUCACGAGUCGAACGAAGUUCAUCGACGCCGCCGUCGACAAGUUCUUAGCCGCCGUCGAGAACAGUGGCGCAGGAAAGCCCCAAAUUGUCCUACUAGGUGCGGGCUUCGACACGCGGGCCAUGCGCUACGCUGAAAGAAUAAGGGACAUCGACGGCGACAUCUACGAGCUCGACCUGCCCCACGUCUGCAAAGGUAAGUCGGGCCUCUGGGACACGUGGGUCGCCGAGCACGGCUCCGACAGCUACAAGAAGCCUUCUUAUAUACCUUAUGAUUUGAACGACGCCGGCGACCCCGACAAGGCGACACCGUUAGAUAUCCUCACGUCGGCCGGCUUCUCGAAGGAGCGACCUACUUUGUUCUGCUCGGAAGCUGUCCUAUUUUAUGUGGACGACCUCCCCAAGCGAAGGCUGUUCCAGGACUUAUUGCUCGCGUCGACGACGUCGCCCGAUAGUGCAGUCGUCUUGACGGACAACCUCAAGCCCUUACUCCCGUCACCCUUCACGCACGAGGCGAGAGCCUUCUUCGAGGAUUCGAACUUCGACUUGCUCAAACACAGCGCAAGAUGGGGCGGCGCGGUCCACUACGCCUUUGCUGCUAGGAGAGAUUCGCAGAUCUACGACCAGCUCGUCGUGGACCGCCAGGACACGACCGUCUCGUACCUACCGAUCUUAUCCCAUGGUGCCGCCGCGUUACAAAAGAAGCCGACGUUCGAGAACGCCUGGUACGCCGUCGCCUUCUCCAAACAAUUGGAACGGCAGGAGGGCGACGACUUCGACGAACUCGGCUACACGCCCUACGCGACGCGUUUGUUUGGAGAACCGAUGGUUAUUUACAGGGAUGCUUCCGGUCAAAUAAACGCCGUCGCGGAUGCCUGUCCGCAUCGAUCCGCGCCGAUGUCCAUGGGGAGGGUUGGGGAUGACGGGAAUUUGCGGUGCUUCUACCACGGCUGGGCCUUCGGGAAGGACGGGGUCCGGGCUGACGUCGACCAGUUCAAGCCUGACGGGACGCUCAAGAAGAACGCUUGUUCGUUGAAGCAAUUUGCCGCGGAGGAGGUCGACGGGAUUGUCUAUGUGUGGCGAGGACCUCUGCUCGAGGCCGACGCGUCGAAGCUGCCCCAAAAAGUGCCCGACGCGACGCCGACGUACCCCGUCGACACCGUCUUAGAUUACAAGGUCGGAUUCGAGUACAUCGUCGAGAACAACCUCGACUCCGUCCACCUCUUCCACUUACACGAUGGGUCGAUCCCGCCCAUCGCCGCUUUGGGGAUGAGGCGGUCGAACACGGACAACUUAUUGAUGAAAGCGUUUUCUGACGACGUAGGACCGGGCCACGUCGGCAAGCUGCGCGGCGCCCUGAAGCCGAACAAACUUGUGAGAUUUGACGCGCCGAAUAUUGUAAGGCACGGCGGCGUCAGUGGCUUCCACGAGGAGUUCCACAUCGUCCCGAUUGCGCCGAAGCGGACACGAGUAUUGCUGCGGCAGCACCUGCCGAAGGGACCUAUUCUCACGACUGUUACGGGGUUCCCCGGAGUCCCGAAGUUCUUAGAGGUGUUAGUGAACAACUGGAACUACCACAUCGGCCUGGAGGACUACAGUGUGAUGCAGGGCCAGGCGCACAUGAUCGACGACUUAGGUGCUCCCAGAAUAAAUAAGGCAGGAAAAGGUGAUGAUUUAAUAUAUAAGUUCUACAACUGGUACAAUAAAGCGUUGGAGAACGACGGCGGCCAGCCUUAUUUUGCAAGGUGGACGGGGGACAACGAGUACAAUCGGGUCAUCGUCGGCGACGGCACCGCGCGGGACUGGAGCGAUAUUGAUGAUGAUGAACUGAGGGGCACGGUGGGCAUCAAGGAGGACUUCCACGCCGUGCAUCCGGUUGCUAAUUAUCCUCCGGCGAACCCGGACGGCGGCGGCGGUUAUUUGAAAAAGUGGAACGCGCAAGUUGCUCUCUUCAGAGCGCUGGGCAUUCCCCUGGGCUUCAACCCGAAGGACGAGUGAGUCGGGUUAUCGAAUCUAAAGUUUCGUUUAUAUCUA